AUGCCAUGUAUGUAUUUUUCAGGGGUAGAUAGCAAUGCUAUCACCAUCGAUGAUCCUAGCAACGAGUGCAUUGUAGUAAACCCAGAGGUAUACGACGGUGUCCACAACAACAAGGAACAAAAUGCAAGAGCUUUUUUGGAUACACACUUAUUAAGGAUUCGAAGUGGAAGAAGCGACCAAAAUACCUCCCCAGGAAGACUAGUGCCCAGGAGUAAGGCAUCCGUAGACAUAGGGAAUACGCCUUUUAUGCGGGUUCUUGUGUAUACCAGCCGAGCAUUGAUUACUGCUGAAUUCAGGGAGAUGAGUAGUAAUGAAUUCAAGGAUAUGUACCUUGCGCCGCUUGAUAAUGCUCUUAGAGUGUCGAGUAUCAGGAGCCGACUUUUAGCAGAAGACUAUCGUUAUCCAUCGGGGGAUGCAAUGCAUGUGGAACAUGCUAUCCAAGAAUACUUUAAUGAAAUAGCAAUCCCAAUCAAGGGACUUUAUCGUGAUGUAGGUGAUACGAACAACUACUUUGGCAGUCCAUCAAUUAUAAGACCCACAUUGGAUCAACGAAGAAUAGUACAACCUGAUAUCAUUCACAUGAUAUAUAAGUCGGAUAUACAAUAUCCCGAAAUUAUUUUUGGGAUAGGUGAUUACAAAACUGGAGUCUAUAAGAUGACGGAAGGAUUUGAAGAAUUGAAGGCAGCUAUAGAGAGUCAAAUCGAGAAUUUGCUGAAUCGAAGAAGAUUGAGGCUGCAAUCCAGUGGAAGCUUUUUUCCGAAUAGGGAGUGGUCACCUAGGGUAUUAUUUGCUUUGGUUUUAAGGAAAUAUAUAUACCAAGCUUUCCUUUGUGGAACAGACAGGUUUUUUAUUUCAGAUCACCAAACAUUCUCAGGGUUCUUUAAGUAUGAAAUUAUGAAUGACAAGAUGUCUAUAGACUACUAUAUCAUUAAUGAUCCAGAAACUGUGGAGCAUGGCAUUACUUUGAGGUCGGCGAUAGCCGGAUUUUUCUAUAAGAAUGAGGCUGAUGCGAUUGAUACAAAGGGCAGGUUGAUGAAAACUUUCGAGGUGGCAAGAAAAACUGAAGAACAGGAUCCAUUUCUCAACGUUUUGCCUAAACUUUCUUAUGGAUCUUCGGGAAAAUUGUCGGAUAGCGGGGUUUCAAGUAAGUUAGCAAGCAAGUUAGACCCAGUAAAAGAAAAUGACGAUAGUGAUAACUUUGAUGCCAUUGAUGGUAACACAUAUUGUCGAGUUAUAUACGAUUCCGCAGAAUUUUAUCCUGAUUUGAAACUUCCAUCGCCAGUUUUUGUCAAACUAUACUACUACUCUAGUCGAUUGUGGAAAGGGAAUAGUUUGAUGUGUUUGGAGUUACCGGAAAAAGAGGGGUAUUAUGGCAUGUUCUUCAAUGAACUUGCAAUUAAUGAAAAAAUUGCUAGUUCUCAAUUUGCUUCUAAUUUCCCAAAGCUCCUUGUUUCAGGUUACUGGAACGGGCUUCCCGAUCACCCGAUGCAUAUAUUUGAAUAUUUAGGGAAAGAAAUGCAGGAGGAUAAUUGGGAUAAGAAAAAAGUGCAUAGAGUUAUCAAAUCCAGACUCAAAGAGCUUCACCUGUUAGGAAUUUCACACAAUGAUGUUAGGCCGGCCAACAUUCAUGUUUCUGUUUCAGGCAAAAUUUCUUUGAUUGAUUUUGGAUUAUCGGACUGCUCAAAUAAUGAGAAACGUAAAAAGAAUGAUUUUGAAAAUCUUGACUACAUAUUGGGAGUACAUGGUUCUAAUGAAAGUUAUAAGCAUGCCAAUCGAGUUAAUGCUAAAAGCGAAGCUAUACCUGCUGAUAGAGCAGACAAAAAUGACAAAUAUGGAAAUGAUAGUAAUUCUUCUAGUGAAGAAGUAUUUGAUGAAGGGAGUUCUGGAACUUUUGGUACCCAAAUAACGAUAGAAGAUAUUGCUUCAAAACCAUCACGAAGAUAA
Molecule: messenger RNA, 1944 nt
Organism: Debaryomyces hansenii CBS767
Lineage: Eukaryota; Fungi; Ascomycota; Pichiomycetes; Serinales; Debaryomycetaceae
Product: DEHA2B16720p
Exons: 1
Coding region: 1-1944 (647 amino acids)
Biological process (GO): protein phosphorylation
Molecular function (GO): ATP binding; protein kinase activity
Source: RefSeq, a predicted model, not a curated record